Pediculus humanus corporis (human body louse) is the source of this 582-nucleotide messenger RNA. Its product is annotated as Phosphomevalonate kinase, putative. Gene Ontology annotation, biological process: cholesterol biosynthetic process; isopentenyl diphosphate biosynthetic process, mevalonate pathway. Bases 1 to 582 code for a protein of 193 amino acids. Gene Ontology annotation, cellular component: cytoplasm. The transcript has a single exon. Gene Ontology annotation, molecular function: phosphomevalonate kinase activity. Lineage: Eukaryota; Metazoa; Arthropoda; Insecta; Psocodea; Pediculidae. The record is from RefSeq and is a predicted model, not a curated record.
AUGGAGAAUGAACAUAAUCCGGUAUGCGUGUUACUUUUUAGCGGAAAACGAAAAUCUGGUAAAGAUUACGUUACAAAUAAAUUGCUUGAAAUUUGCGGGGAGGAAAAGGUAGUUAUAAUAAAAAUAUCAGCCCCUAUAAAGGAUUAUUUUGCAAAAAGUUCAAAUUUAAAUUUUGAUGAAUUAUUAGGGUCUGGGGAGUACAAAGAAAAAUAUCGUAAAGACAUGAUAAUUUGGAGUGAUAAAAUGAGAGAAAAAGAUGCUGGAGUUUUUUGUAAAUCUGCCAUUGAAAUGUUUAAUGCUUAUUCUAAACCCAUUUGGAUUAUUAGUGAUAUUAGGAGAAAAACUGAUAUCAGUUGGUUUAAAGAUAAUUUUAUGAAUGUUAAAACAAUAAGAAUCGAAGCUGAUGAACAAGUUCGUAAAUCAAGGGGGUGGGAUUUUACACCAGGUAUUGAUGAUGUUGCUUCUGAAUGUGAUUUGGAUGAUUAUCAGUUGUGGGAUUGGAAAUUAACUAAUAAUGGGCAAGACAAUGAUGAACUUGAUUCUGUUAAUGUCAUAUUUAAUUACAUAAAAAAUUUUCUAUAA